AUGGAGCUGAAGAGAGUAGUCACUCAUGAGAUCGUUACGAACGCCCUCAGCAGCCAAGCCAUGCCAAGCCCUCAACAGCAAGGCAGUCCUGCUGGGCGCGUGUUGAAACCCACUCUGGGCACAACGUAUGAGUCUCAGCUGCGGCUGGAACAACGCCUUCUUUGUGCUGCCCCGGUCAACCGUUGCACCGGCAUUCUGUGCCUCUUCGCCGCUCAAGCGGGUGCAGCCAAAGUCAUCGGCAUCGAACGCUCCGAUGUGGCGCAGAAGGCAGCGAAGAUUGCGGAAGAGAAUGGUUUUGGAGAUGUGAUUAGCUACAUCCAAGGGAAGGUAGAGGAAGUGGAACUUCCCGUAGAAAAGGUGGACAUCAUCAUCUCUGAAUGGAUGGGUUACUUUCUGAUGUUCGAAUCGAUGCUGGAUUGCGUGCUGUUCGCGCGGGAUAAGUGGCUGAGACCAGGAGGGCAGAUGUUUCCAGACCAUGCGCGGCUUUACAUGGCGGGCAUCGAAGAUGCGGACUACAAAGAGGAGAAGCUUGGGUUCUGGCGCCACGUGCGUGGCUUCGACCUUUCUCCCGUGGCUGAGCUGGCGAUUGGGGAACCCUUGUCGGACAUCGUGGACGCUGCCACCAUGGUCACUGAGAGCCAAUGCAUCCUUCAGAUGGACCUGCGAGAGGUCACCUGCGCAGAACUGGAUUUCUCAGCGCCUUUUGCGUUGAAAGUCCUGCGUCAAGACUUCGUGCAUGCGUUGGUCAGCCGGGAACUGCCACGGGGAGGUUCCAGUGCUACUUCCUCCAGCGUCAGUGAGAAGAAACCUUUGUCAGAUCAGGAACGGAUGCCUCCAACGGCCUCCCUGCUGUUGAUCCACUACUUCCUGGUUUUGGCCACGGUAAAUCUGGUGAUCACCAUCCCCACGGCCAAUGAAUAUUCGGAGCGCUUGGGGGCUGGGCGCUUGUUUGCUGGACUUAUGAUUGGUUGCUUGCCUAUCCUGGGCAUUGCCGGCAAUUUGGUGAAUCAGAAACUCUUUUCCUGUUUGCCCUUGAAGACCAUUUGGAUUUUGAAUUGCUUGGGAACAGUGCUGGGUUGCGUGCUCUACGCUUUGGCGGGUCUGAUGAAAUUCAAAUGGACACUAUUGAUCGCAAGAGGCCUCAUGGGCUUUUGUAGCGCCUUCAGCCUGCCGGGGAUCUACGUCUCGCACACCGUGGGCCUCAAAAGGCGUAGCGAGAUCUUGUUCUACUUCUCUGCUGUGCUAACCUUGGGAUGUGCCGUGGGGCCCGCUUUGGCCGCUAUGCUGGAGGCAUUCAUGAAGUUCAUCCGAAUCGAGAAUUUGGUCUUGGACUCGGACACUAUCCCUGGAUGGUUUAUGGCGGUGUUGUAUCUCUUGUUCACGGCGAAGCUCAUCUUGCUGCUAAAGGAUCUGCCCAUUGAUGCCCUGGCAGUAGAAGUUCAGGGCAGGACCUUAGAGAGCCUCGGUGAAGAUAGGUAG
Molecule: messenger RNA, 1479 nt
Organism: Cladocopium goreaui
Lineage: Eukaryota; Dinophyceae; Suessiales; Symbiodiniaceae
Source: the annotation of a GenBank genome assembly